ACUGCGUCCCGACUGGCCGCGGAUCAGGUCAGUACAACAGGGACUACGCCUCCCAGCAUGCAGUGCGACCACGCCUGCGCAGCUGCGCCACUGGAACGGUGCUUGCCGCGACGCUGAGAUUCAGUCUUUGAACAGCCCGAAGGAGUAGCCUUUCCCCUCCUAACUGCCGCCACUCCGCAGUCCCGAUCUUUGAAAAUCAAACCGAAAUGGAGAGACUAACGAGAAUGGUUCCUUUUUAUUCCUAGUAGAUUUCUUCCGUGGCAAAGUAACCGGCAGUCUUCCGUUUCCGGUUGCCGUGGUAACCACAGACAAAACAGCCGUGACGGUUAUGGCCGGCCUGAACGACGCGCAGAUCCCCGACGGGGAGUUCACCACAGUCGUGUACCGGCUCAUCCGCGAUGCCCGCUAUGCCGAGGUGGUGCAGCUGCUGGGCCGAGAGCUGCAGCGGAGCCCUUGCCGCGCCGGCCUGUCGUUGCUGGGCUACUGCUUCUACCGCCUGCAGGAGUUCAGGCUGGCCGCCGAGUGCUAUGAGCAGCUGGGCCAGCUGCACCCGGAACUAAAGCAGUACCGCCUGUACCAGGCCCAGGCCCUGUACAAGGCCUGCCUUUAUCCGGAGGCCACCCAGGUGGCCUUGCUUCUCCUGGAUGACCCCACCUACCACAGCCGGGUCCUCCGCCUGCAAGCUGCCAUCAAAUACAGUGAGGGCGAUCUGCCAGGGUCCAGGAGCCUGGUGGAGCAGCUGCUGAGUGGGGAAGAGGGAGAAGAUAGUGGGAUCGAGAAUGAGACUGAUGGCCAGGUCAACCUGGGUUGUUUGCUCUACAAGGAAGGACAGUAUGAAGCUGCAUGCUCCAAGUUUUUUGCAGCCCUGCAGGCCUCAGGCUACAAACCUGACCUUUCCUACAACCUGGCUUUGGCCUAUUACAGCAGCCGGCAGUAUGCCUCAGCGCUGAAGCUUAUCACUGUGAUUAUUGAGCAUGGCAACCGCCAGCACCCUGAGCUAGGUGUGGGCAAGACCACUGAGGGCAUUGAUGUUCGCAGUGUUGGCAACACCUUAGUCCUCCACCAGACUGCUUUGGUGGAAGCUUUCAACCUUAAGGCAGCCAUAGAAUACCAAUUGGGAAACUAUGAGGCAGCUCAAGAAGCCCUCACUGACAUGCCACCCAGGGCAGAGGAAGAGUUGGAUGCUGUGACUCUGCACAACCAGGCACUAAUGAACAUGGAUACCAGACCUACAGAAGGGUUUGAAAAGCUACAGUUUUUGCUCCAACAGAAUCCCUUUCCUCCAGAGACUUUUGGCAACCUGUUGCUGCUCUACUGUAAAUAUGAGUAUUUUGACCUUGCAGCAGAUGUCCUGGCAGAAAAUGCCCAUUUGACUUAUAAGUUCCUCACACCCUAUCUCUAUGACUUCUUGGAUGCCAUGAUCACUUGCCAGACAGCUCCUGAAGAGGCUUUCGUUAAGCUUGAUGGGCUAGCAGGGAUGUUGACUGAGGUCCUCCGGAAACUCACCAUGCAAGUACAGGAAGCAAGACACAAUAGAGAUGAUGAAGCUAUCAAAAAGGCAGUGAAUGAAUAUGAUGAAACCCUGGAGAAGUAUAUUCCUGUGUUGAUGGCUCAGGCAAAAAUCUACUGGAACCUUGAAAAUUAUGCAAUGUUGGAGAAGAUCUUCCGCAAAUCUGCGGAAUUUUGUAACAACCAUGAUGUGUGGAAGCUGAAUGUGGCUCACGUUCUGUUCAUGCAGGAAAACAAAUACAGAGAAGCCAUUGGUUUCUAUGAACCCAUAGUUAAGAAGCAUUAUGAUAACAUCCUGAGUGUCAGUGCUAUUGUACUGGCUAAUCUCUGUGUUUCCUAUAUUAUGACAAGUCAAAAUGAAGAAGCAGAAGAGUUGAUGAGGAAGAUUGAAAAGGAGGAAGAGCAGCUCUCUUAUGAUGGCCCAGAUAAGAAAAUGUACCAUCUCUGCAUUGUGAAUUUGGUGAUAGGAACUCUUUAUUGCGCCAAAGGAAACUAUGAGUUUGGUAUUUCUCGAGUUAUCAAAAGUUUGGAGCCUUAUAAUAAAAAGCUGGGAACAGAUACCUGGUAUUAUGCCAAAAGAUGCUUCCUGUCCCUGUUAGAAAACAUGUCAAAACACAUGAUAGUCAUUCAUGACAAUGUUAUUCAAGAAUGUGUCCAGUUUCUAGAACACUGUGAACUUCAUGGCAGAAACAUACCUGCUGUUAUUGAGCAACCCCUGGAAGAAGAAAGAAUGCAUGUUGGAAAGAAUACAGUCACAUAUGAGUCUAGGCAGUUAAAAGCUUUGCUUUAUGAGAUUAUAGGAUGGAAUAAGUAGCUCUGGCUGAUAGUGGCUUUUUUCAAAAUGGCUUUCUUACCUAUCACACUUUUUAAUCUGUACUUAGCCUUGGCAUCUUUAUGUUUGUUUUAUUUUGAACUUUAUACACUUUAAAUUAUAAUAACAAGUAUUGUGUUUGAACAACUUUUUCAUUUAAUUCAGAAGAGUAGGGAGUGUGCAGUGUAAGCUGAAUCACUUCUGCUUUCUUCCUACUAGUGACAACCAUCUGGUCUUGCCGUCAAUCAGCAGUUGCUAGAGUGACAUCUUUGUAUAAGCAAGUAACCCCAAAUAGAGUUGAUGUUUCAGCUUUGAGCUGUGAAAAGGGUAUGUCAUGGACCAAAGCCCUAUCAAUAUGUGUAUGUUUGCAUUUGGUCACUGGUAUGUAAAUGAAUGCUAGCCCAUGACUGGACCACUUCUCAAUCAGUAAAUAAAGCCAUGUCUAUUUUGCCAUCUCAGGAUGGACUGUGCUGUCUAAUAAAUCUAAUUCUUAACUCUA
Messenger RNA from Callithrix jacchus (white-tufted-ear marmoset), 2819 nucleotides. RefSeq names its product intraflagellar transport protein 70B. Gene Ontology annotation, cellular component: intraciliary transport particle B; axonemal microtubule. Gene Ontology annotation, molecular function: protein binding; intraciliary transport particle B binding. NCBI's taxonomy places the organism in Eukaryota, Metazoa, Chordata, Mammalia, Primates, Cebidae. Gene Ontology annotation, biological process: intraciliary transport. The record is from RefSeq and is a predicted model, not a curated record.